AUGGGCUCCUAUAAAUCCUGCCAAGCGGGCAGCUACAGUUCAACAGACAGUUCAUGCUCAAAAAGCACGGCAGCAACAAUUCACAGCGACAGAAUAGCACCCCAACCCCAGAGGGCCGACUGGGCCACCAACCCAGCUCCAAAAUAUACAUACAGAUCCGAAACCGAAGAUGAAGUCAAGUACGAGUGCUGCGAGGUACAGUUCCGCUCCUCAACCUCAACUUACGCCUCGACAACAAGCUCCACAGCCGAGCUUGACCCAGAACCUCAACCAACCGAGCCCGUGAGCCCCCACGAAGGCCGCUACUGCGUAAACGAGCGGCAGGAAUUCUACCCACUAGACGCAAUUCCCUCCACACCCUCAUCAUUCGCGCCUCUCUUCCCCUCCUCGCGACGACUGCUCAUCCGCCACGACGAUGCAACCAUCGACGGUAAUAUGAACCUGCGCGUCGACACUCCUGUCCACCUCCGCGACGGUUCCCAGCGCGAUGUUAUCCUUUUUCACUUGCGCAUGUACGAUCUCUUCACGCGGAAGUUUUCGUUCAGGCGAUACUGCCGCGACUCGGGGAGGGAGGUAUGCCAUUCUGCAAGGCGGGAGGUCGUACCUGCUCAGGAGCGAAGGCCUGCGCUGCGACCCUCGUGGAGUAGCGUUCUGGCUGGGUUUAGACCUGGUUCAUCGAAUGGCCAUUGUCCACCAAAUGGGGAGCUGAAGAGGCAGGACUCAGGCCUUGGGGCUGGCUGUGCACAUGGAAAUGGCCAUGCCGCGCGGGACGAGGUUGAGAAGGGGAUGACUGAAGAGGUUGAGUUAGAAGAAGAGAAGGAAGGACACUGCGCUUUGCCGAUAUUGGGGGAAACGAUUUUGCUCGAAUUCUCGAAUUAUGCGCAUGUCGAGCUGCGUCGCAAAGGGCCGGGCUCGACUAAAAAAUACGAGUUCGAGUAUUGGUCCACGAAGUACCAGUGGCGGAGGGAGGUCCGUAAAGAGGGUGAUCUGCAUGAAGUGUCUUAUUACUUGGUUGACACGCGGACUUCCAAGACCAUUGCUCAUUUGGUACCGGAUACGCUGGCGCCGCUGGAGGUUGUUGAAGAGGAAAGCAAGGGGGGUUGGGUGCCGCCUUCUUCAUUGUGGAUCAGUGAUCCUGAAGUUUACAAGACGAUGCCUGAUGUUGCCGAUGUGAUAGUUGCAACAGGGAUAGUCGCGCUAGUUGACGACUGCAUUCGUCGUCGCUGGCAUCACGAGCGGCGUCCGUCUUGGAUCCUCCCCGCUCAAUACUCGCUAGCAAAGAGCCUAGAGCGCAUGGGCCCUCGGCGACUGAUCGGCCAGGUAUUGCAGCGGAGAGGAUCCGCCUAA
Messenger RNA from Penicillium coprophilum, 1347 nucleotides. RefSeq lists its product as uncharacterized. NCBI's taxonomy places the organism in Eukaryota, Fungi, Ascomycota, Eurotiomycetes, Eurotiales, Aspergillaceae. Bases 1 to 1347 code for a protein of 448 amino acids. The record is from RefSeq and is a predicted model, not a curated record. The transcript has 2 exons.